Molecule: messenger RNA, 1410 nt
Organism: Xenia sp. Carnegie-2017
Lineage: Eukaryota; Metazoa; Cnidaria; Anthozoa; Malacalcyonacea; Xeniidae
Product: nuclear pore membrane glycoprotein 210-like
Exons: 11
Coding region: 499-1410 (303 amino acids)
Cellular component (GO): nuclear pore
Source: RefSeq, a predicted model, not a curated record
CCUGAUACUUUGAAUGUUUUAAGCAUACUUCUUCCUUAUUCUACGGCAGGCUCAGUAACUGGCAAUGUCAUUCGUGCUGAUGUAUUCGUCAACAAAUAAAUCGUAUUCAAAUCCAAACUACAACACGUGAACUUUUACUGGGACAAUCACCAGAAGUUCUUCAAGUCUUCGCUUAUGGUGAUAUAGAUAAUUUAUUUUCUUCAAUUGAUGGCCUUGUCUUUGACUGGCAACUUAUUACUAUUCCUGGAUCUAUGGAUGCCUCCAGCAUAUUAAGGAUUUUCCCAUUUUCUGAAUCAAUUAAUGAAACCUCAGCUGCUAUUUAUGCUUUAGAAGCCGAGGGUUUAAGGGGGCAGCAGUAUCAUUGUUGAAGGCAUAACAACAGGAACAGCAUUGGUCAGAGCAAAAUUAAGUCAUCCAACCUUCCAGGAUGUUCAAUCUGACGAAGUAAAGUUAUUGGUGAUUGAUAACUUAAUAAUUCCAUCGAGGGAUGUCUACAUUAUGAUAAAUACUGCUGUCAAAUACACAGUCAAAAGAUUUCGACAAAACUCUAUGAUAGAUGUCGAAAUGCCGUCAACACAAUUUGAGUUUGUUCUAAGCAAUACAACUGUUGCAGUUCUUCAUGAACCAUCAUCUAAUUUUAUUGCUCGUGUUCUUGGUUAUACACAAGUUACCCUCGUUGAUAAAAACAUGAAAGAUCAAAUAUCUACAAGACAACCAACAGCUUAUAUUUAUGUUGAUGAACCUCAUCUAGGAUUUUCUAUCACUUCUGGCGAUGUUUGGAUCUUAGAAAGUAAACGUGAAUAUUUUGUCACAGUGAACGUCUUUGACAAACUUAAUCAUAAACUUUAUGUUGGUGGUAACAUUCAAAUCACAACUGAAUUUCCAAAUUCCCAUUUCGAUGUUUCUUAUUCAUCUGAUAAUGGAUCGUAUCAUGAGACCAAGACGUUGACCAGUGGGAAAAUAGUGCUGCGUGCUGUACUAUCUAAGAUUACGUCAAUUAUCACUGGAGAAAAUGCGGUCCUCGAUACUCCCGUACGUGGUAAACAAGAUGUUAUUAUUUAUAAUCCUGUCACCGUGACGCCUGCUGUUUUGGCGUUUCAAUGGAUACUAAAUGGUUGGGAUCAUUACAAAUACCAACUUGAAGGGAGUGGACAAUACUCGUGGCCUUCUGAUGCUACGAUUAUUGCAAGUGUCAACAUUCGAGGUCUUCUCACUACGACUGCUGACUCUGGAUUCACUAUUGUGAAGGCUCAUGACACUGAGAAUUUAUUGCAUUAUGGUCAAUCAAAGGUUUAUAUAUUGCCUCCGGACAACUUAAAGUUUGUCCCCUCAAGAGUUGAAGUUGAAAUUGGUACAAAGUUAAAGAUUCCUGUGUUUGCUGCUGCAUUUUCUUUACCAGGUUUGUUGUAG